This is a messenger RNA of Thrips palmi, 2830 nucleotides long. RefSeq names its product F-box only protein 21-like. The transcript has 10 exons. NCBI's taxonomy places the organism in Eukaryota, Metazoa, Arthropoda, Insecta, Thysanoptera, Thripidae. Gene Ontology annotation, molecular function: protein binding; DNA binding. The coding region runs from base 36 to 1913 and encodes 625 amino acids. The record is from RefSeq and is a predicted model, not a curated record.
GUGGCCCAUGUGUUUUGACAGACAGGAAAGUAAAUAUGGCAGACGACGUAGUCCCAGUACCCAGCCACUUCAAAUUUAAAAUGGAUCAAAUCGGGGCCAAUAUUUUAGCUCUUCCUCCGGAGAUCAUCAGAGCCGUUCUCAUUUUACCGAAUAUAUCAUUGAACGAUGUUAUUAGUGUGGCGCAGACAUGUCAAAAGAUGAACGCGUUGGUAUCCGACGAUUGCAAUGAUGUUUGGCGAGCAAAGCACCGACAACGGUGGCCUGAUGCCAACAAGGAGUUAUUGAGCAUUUCGGCGGAAUUGGAUUGGCAAAGUGAAUGUAAACGAGCAUUCCACCUUAUCGGCAUGACAGUCAAGCUCAUGGAGGAAGUCUGGCCUAAGGUAUACAUGGAGAGCGAAGUUUGCUACUCUCAUUUUGCUCCUCUUCGCAAAAUCAUGGAAGAGGAUCAAACCGCAUAUUUCUACAUUAAAGAUUUUCUUUUGAAAUCUGAAAGGGAUGGGAAUUUGUAUUCAAAUCUCUCCCAGAAAUAUUUAGCUAAAAGGGUUUUAAGAUAUGUGCGCCAAGAAUAUUUGACAAAGCAGUGGAAAUUGUUUAAAGCUCUUCCUGACGAUAAGCAAUUGCUAGAAGUUGGAGCCAGUUAUGUUUCUCAGUGGUGUCAGCCUUUGAUCGAACUGCCCACAAAUGAAUUAGGAAUGUACCUGGAUUCUUUGGCUGAUUGUGUUCUUGAGGAACUGGGGCAAAGUGUCCCAGACCAUCCUAUAUUUUCUAUAAGCCUGGAGGAACGAAGAAAAUGGGGCAAAGAGACCCUUGCUAGUGAUUUGUGGGAUGCAAGGCAUUGCAUGUCAAUCCUUCAUGCUAUGGAUUAUGUUCUCAUUGACAGGCUCGGAUUUCAUGGGACCAGAGAAAAUUAUCAUCACAGGGAAAACUAUUUAAUUGAUGUCGUAGUGUCGAUGCAUCAGGGUGUACCCAUUACACUCAAUAUUAUUGUUGAAAGUGUAGCCCGGCGUCUUGGUGUUCGCACUGAACCAUGGUAUCGUGGUCACCUUGUGCUGAUGUGGCAGAGUGAUAAGAACCCUGAAUUAAGACAUGUAUUCUUAGAUCUUUUCAAUGGAGGACGCCUUAUUCGUCCUGAAGCAUACAUGGGAGUUGUAGAAGGAGGUGGUUGCCCCUAUCGAGUUCCUCAUUGCCCGAAGAGACGUGUAACAGUCAUUGAGGUCAUUGAACGAUUGACGGCUGGUGUUGAAGUUGCUGGUCGAAUGAGCAUGAGAAGCAAUGGUCAUAGCACGUAUUUGAGAAGUGCUCUGGAGCUCAUGUUUGUGAUAAACCCAAGGAAUCUGACUCACAUAUUGCAUUUAGCCAGACUGUACAUGCUAUUUAAUAUCAGUGUUUCUGAACUCAUUGAUAGUAUUAUGUCAACAAUGGAUGAUCUUCCUAGUGAUGUUCAUAGCCAUGCUGAAAAUAUUCUCAGAAUGUUUAAGGUUUAUUUGCCUGAUCCAGAAGGCAAACCACUUCCUGUGCCUCAAACUCGGGUAUCAACACCUGGUGUGAAGUAUGCAGUUGGAAUGUCAAUGUUCCAUAAACAGUACAAUUAUCUAUGCGUUAUCACAGGAUGGGAUCCUAAAUGCACUGCUACAGAAACAUGGAAACAGGAAAUGGGUGUGCAAUGCUUGAAACAUAAAGAUAAUCAGCCGUUUUACAAUGUUUUAGUCCCAGAUGGCACAACACGAUAUGCAGCUCAAGAAAACUUGGAGCCAUUGGAGGGAAAGGAUAGUUUAAACACAUUCAAUGUGCACCCUGAUGUUGGCCGUUAUUUUGAUUCGUACAUAAAUGGUUAUUAUGUUCCCAAUGCUCUAAAGAUGGCGGAGUAUCCAAAUGAUUUAAAUGUCUGUAAAAAGUUUUAUGGUAAAAAAUGAUUGGUUAUGAUGACCAAUGUGAAAUACCUAUGAGCUCAACAUUUCUGUUUGAAGUGCUUGAUCAAAUAAUCUAUCAAAAGUAAUGUUAUACUAGAACAUAGUAGUUAUUUCGUGAUAUGAUAUUCCAUUUAUUGUUUUGUUAAAUGUUAAACUUCAUUUAGUUCCAUUCCAUUUGUAUUUGAGAAGCAAAUGGUAUGCUGAGAGCUAUAUUUGCUUUCUGAAAUGAACUUGUGCUACUGUGACAAAUCCACCUCACAUUUGAAUGGCUUUACUCUAGUUUCAUACGUGUGUGAGCUACAGUAGUUCCAUUAUUUUUCUGUACUGCAGGUGUCCUGCUAACAUUAUUCAUUAAAGGCUUGAAUAUAAUAUCAAAACCAACUAGAAAUGAGUCUAAUCUUGUAACCUUGAAACAGAUCAAGGAGUCCCACUGAAAAUGGCAUUUGCUGGUGUAGUGAGUGUACAAGGUUUCAAGACAGGUAGUGAUUACUUCCUCUCUGUUUUCUUGCUGAGUUAUUGUUUCAUCAGCCUGGAAUUAUCUUCCAACAUUGUCAGACCUUAAGUCGAGGUGCAGGAAGGGGUGGUUCUAAUAAUAAUAAUAAUCAAAUAAAUAAAUAAUAAUAAUUAUGGCUUCCUCAACUAUUUUAGCCAUUUGCCUUGUGAUCUGUAUUCUGAUGGAGUUUUUUUAGAUGUUUGUCCUAGAAUCCCAUUCUGUUAAACUUGCAUAAAAAAAUUCCUAUCACUGCUAUUGGCUUGAAAAUGGGUCUUAAGAAAACGUAUCAUAUAAUACUAGACUAGAAAAUUGGUGAGAUACUAAUUUCCUCUGGAGAAAAGUGCAGUGCAUUUUUUUUUCUGACCUUAUCAUUAUUUAGUCUUUCCUCGUGUUUCUACUGGAAAAUAAAUUUAUCUUCUAACAGUAA